Mangifera indica (mango) is the source of this 3814-nucleotide messenger RNA. Its product is annotated as putative multidrug resistance protein. Gene Ontology annotation, biological process: transmembrane transport. The record is from RefSeq and is a predicted model, not a curated record. Gene Ontology annotation, molecular function: ABC-type transporter activity; ATP hydrolysis activity; ATP binding. The coding region runs from base 1 to 3771 and encodes 1256 amino acids. NCBI's taxonomy places the organism in Eukaryota, Viridiplantae, Streptophyta, Magnoliopsida, Sapindales, Anacardiaceae. Gene Ontology annotation, cellular component: membrane. The transcript has 7 exons.
AUGAGAAAUAGGGAGGGUAAGGAUAGUAUGUUUCGAUUCGCGGAUGGGAAGGACAAGUUGUUAAUGUUGUUAGGGACAAUGGGAAGCAUUGGAGAUGGAUUGCAGUAUCCUCUUAUGAUGUAUGUUCUUAGCAAUGUGAUCAAUGACUACGGAAAUCCUGCAAAAAGCCUUUUGUCUAAUGAUGAUGUAGACCAGUAUGCUCUGAGGCUGCUAUAUGUUGCAAUUGGAGUUGGUCUUUCUGCUUUUGUUGAAGGAAUAUGUUGGACAAGAACAGCAGAGAGACAGACUUCUAGAAUGAGAACAGAAUACCUGAAAGCUGUCCUGAGACAAGAAGUCGGUUUCUUUGACACCCAAGAACAAGGUUCUUCGACAACUUUCCAAGUUGUCUCAACCAUCUCCAAUGAUGCCAAUUCAAUCCAAGUUUCCAUAUGCGACAAGAUACCCAACUGCCUUGCAUACAUGUCAACAUUCAUCUUCUGCCUCCUAUUAUCCUUCAUACUCUCUUGGAGACUGACAUUAGCAGCUAUUCCAUUGACACUGAUGUUCAUAGUUCCUGGCCUCAUGUUUGGGAAGAUGAUGAUGGACGUUAUAAUGAAAAUGAUUGAAUCUUAUGGAGUUGCAGGUGGGAUUGCAGAACAAGCAAUUUCUUCCAUAAGAACUGUAUAUUCAUAUGUCGCAGAGAAUCAAACACUGAUAAGGUUCAGCAAUGCUCUUCAGACAACUAUGGAGUUGGGAAUAAAGCAAGGUUUCAUUAAGGGUUUGUUGAUGGGAAGCAUGGGAAUGAUUUAUGUAGGAUGGGCUUUUCACGCUUGGGUGGGAACUUACUUAGUCACUGAGAAAGGAGAAAAAGGUGGCUCUAUUUUUGUUGCUGCAAUCAAUGUAAUCAUGGGAGGAUUGAGUGUUUUGGGAGCACUACCAAAUCUAACUUCCAUCACUGAGGCAACAGUUGCAGCUACUCGAAUCUUUGAAAUGAUUGAUCGGAACCCAACUAUAGACACAGAGGAUAGAAAGGGAAAGGCUUUGUCAUACGUAAGAGGAGAAAUUGAAUUUAAGGGCAUCUACUUUAGUUAUCCAUCAAGACCAGAUACACCAGUCUUACAAGGGUUAAAUAUGAGGGUUCCAGCUGGUAAAACUGUCGGUCUUGUGGGUGGUAGUGGCUCUGGAAAGUCCACUACCAUUGCGUUGCUGCAAAGAUUUUAUGAUCCUAUUGAAGGAGAAGUUUUCUUGGAUGGAUAUAAAAUAAGGAAACUUCAGCUGAAAUGGCUGAGAUCCCAAAUGGGUCUAGUUAAUCAAGAACCAGUCCUCUUUGCAACAUCUAUUAAAGAGAACAUAUUGUUUGGGAAGGAAGGGGCUUCUAUGGAUGAUGUGAUCAGUGCGGCUAAGGCUGCCAAUGCACAUGACUUCAUCACCAAGUUGCCAGAAGGAUAUGAAACUCAAGUUGGUCAAUUUGGAUUCCAGUUGUCAGGUGGGCAAAAGCAGAGGAUUGCCAUAGCAAGGGCUCUAAUCAGGAACCCAAAAAUCCUGCUGCUUGAUGAAGCCACUAGUGCACUGGAUGCACAAUCUGAAAGAGUGGUACAGGAUGCAGUUGAUCAGGCAUCAGUGGGGAGGACAACUAUCAUCAUUGCUCACCGCCUGUCCACAAUACGAGCAGCAAACCUGAUUAUGGUUUUUAAAGCUGGUAAAGUGAUAGAAUCUGGUUCCCACAAUGAGCUGAUGAACCACAGAGAGGGUGGUGAAUACUACCAGAUGGUAGAACUGCAGCAGAUGUCAUCCCAAAGUGACACUUCUUAUGAAUUCAGCCAUCAUAUAGAUGCAAGGAGUCUCUAUAGGAUGAGUGUUGCACAAAGUCCCAUGAGUGUCAGGUCAAGUGCCCCAAGCACACCAGUAAUUCACCCCAUCAGCCCGGCACUUUCCAUUGGUACACCCUAUUCCUACACCAUCCAGUAUGAUCCUGAUGAUGGAAGUUUUGAAGAUGACAUAAACGAAUCAAGUUAUGCUCCUCCCUCCCAAUGGCGUUUGCUCAGAAUGAAUGCACCUGAGUUGGGGCAAGCAUUGCUAGGAUGCAUAGCUGCAAUAGGUUCUGGAGCAGUUCAACCCAUUAAUGCCUAUUGUGUGGGUUCUCUUAUAUCAAAUUUCUUCCGCUCUGAAAAAUCCGAGAUCAAGCAUAGAUCAAGAAUCUUGUCUUUCGCUUUCUUAGGCGUUGCAGCUCUCAGCUUCACCUCCAGUCUCCUCCAACACUACAGUUUUUCUGUCAUGGGAGAAAAACUGACCAAAAGGGUGCGUGAAAAACUGCUUCAAAAGCUGAUGACAUUUGAGAUAGGAUGGUUUGAUCAAGAAGAGAAUACAAGUGCGGCCAUUUGUGCAAGACUGGCUACUGAAGCAAACUUGGUUCGGUCCCUAGUUGGGGAUCGAAUGUCACUGCUAGCUCAAGCAAUCUUUGGUUCUAUCUUUGCUUAUGCACUAGGACUUGUACUGUCUUGGAAGCUAGCACUUGCGAUGAUUGCAGUACAGCCAUUAGUAAUUGGGAGCUAUUAUGUAAAGAGUGUUCUGAUGAAGAGUAUGGCUGGAAAAGCUCAAAAAGCACAGAAGGAGGGAAGCCAAUUAGCAAGCGAAGCCGUAAUUAACCAUAGAACUAUAACUGCUUUCUCUUCUCAGAAAAGAAUGUUGGGGCUAUUCAAGGACACCUUGAGAGGUCCUAAAGAGGAGAGCGUCAAACAUUCUUGGUUUUCUGGCGUUGGCCUUUUUAGCUGUCAAUUUUUCAACACAGGUUCUACAGCAUUAGGCUAUUGGUAUGGUGGGAGACUCUUGACAAAAGGAUUAAUAACCCCAGAGCAACUUUUCCAAGCAUUUUUAAUACUUCUAUUCACUGCUUAUGUCAUUGCAGAAGCUGGAAGCAUGACUUCUGAUUUAUCUAAAGGAAGCAACGCUGUUCGAUCAGUUUUUGCAAUCUUAGACAGGAGAAGUGAGAUUGAUCCGGAUGGCAGUUCGAAUUGGAACCGCGACAUGAAAAAAGGAAUAAGGGGCCGUAUAGAGCUGAAGAAUGUGUUCUUUGCUUAUCCAACUAGACCUGAACAAUUGAUCCUCAAGGGUCUGAAUCUCAGAAUUGAAGCAGGGAGGACAGUUGCACUAGUGGGGCAGAGUGGUUCUGGUAAAUCCACCAUUAUUAGCCUUAUUGAAAGGUUUUAUGACCCAGAGAAAGGAUCGGUAUUCAUAGAUGAACAGGACAUAAAGAGCUACAAUUUGAGAAUGUUGAGGUCCCAUAUUGCAUUAGUCAGUCAGGAGCCAACCCUUUUUGCAGGAACCAUCCACGAAAACAUUGCCUACGGAGAAGAAAAUGUUAAAGAAUCCGAGAUUAAGGAGGCUGCAGUUACCGCCAAUGCUCAUGAAUUCAUAAGUGGAAUGAAAGAUGGAUACGACACUUACUGUGGAGAAAGAGGAGUUCAGCUCUCAGGAGGUCAAAAACAAAGGAUUGCUCUUGCUCGCGCAAUUCUGAAAAACCCAGCAAUCCUCCUAUUGGAUGAAGCUACCAGUGCUCUAGACAGUGUAUCAGAAAGCUUGGUGCAAGAAGCCCUUGAAAACAUGACGGUUGGCAGAACAUGCGUAGUUGUUGCUCACAGGCUCUCCACAAUACAGAAAGCAGACACCAUUGCUGUUAUUGAAAAUGGGAAAGUUGCAGAACAAGGUUCACACAAUGAACUCAUGUCCUUAGGCCGCGCUGGAGCUUACCAUUCCCUUAUUAAAUUACAAGGCGGCAGCUCCACUUACCAGUAAACUCAAGCAAAUCCGACUGCAAACCAUCUAUUUUUGUUGCAUG